Messenger RNA from Morus notabilis, 1391 nucleotides. RefSeq names its product chalcone synthase 2. The record is from RefSeq and is a predicted model, not a curated record. The coding region runs from base 105 to 1256 and encodes 383 amino acids. Lineage: Eukaryota; Viridiplantae; Streptophyta; Magnoliopsida; Rosales; Moraceae. Gene Ontology annotation, molecular function: acyltransferase activity, transferring groups other than amino-acyl groups. The transcript is spliced from 2 exons. Gene Ontology annotation, biological process: polyketide biosynthetic process.
ACAAAUAGCAACUCAGCUAAGCUAGUUAAUUUGUUGUGAGCUUUUGUUGAUCAUAUUAUAUAAAGCAAUAUAAUCUAGCAAAGUCCGACAUUACAUUAAUUAGCAUGGCAACCUCCGUCCAAGAAAUCCGGAAGGCGCAGCGGGCCGAGGGACUGGCCGCCGUGCUGGCCAUCGGCACCGCCAACCCGCCCAACUUCUUCAUGCAGGCUGAUUAUCCCGACUUCUACUUCCGAAUCACCAACAGCGAGCACAAGACUGAACUCAAGCACAAGUUUAGACGCAUGUGUAUGUACCUUUUAAUUACAUCACAGUACUCAUCAGACAACUGGUUCCUUAAAUACAUGGCGCCAUCGCUGGACGCACGGCAAGACAUAGUGGUGGUGGAGAUACCAAAGCUAGGCAAAGAGGCGGCGGUCAAAGCCCUAAAGGAGUGGGGCCAGCCCAAGUCAAAGAUCACCCACCUCAUCGUCUGCACCACCUCCGGCGUCGACAUGCCCGGCGCCGACUACCAGCUCCUAAAGCUCCUCGGCCUCCGGCCCUCCGUCAGGCGCUUCAUGAUGUACCAACAAGGCUGCUUCGCCGGCGGCGCCGUCCUCCGUCUCGCCAAGGACAUGGCCGAGAACAACAAGGGCGCUCGCGUUCUUGUCGUCUGCUCUGAGAUCACUGCUGUCACGUUCCGCGGGCCCUCCGAACUCCACCUGGACUCCAUGGUGGGCCAGGCCUUGUUCGGCGAUGGCGCCGCCGCAGUCAUUGUCGGCGCGGAACCGGACUUGGCUAUCGAAAGGCCGCUCUUCGAGCUGGUGUCGGCGGCCCAGACGAUCCUUCCGGACUCAGAGGGCGCGAUCGACGGGCAUUUGAGGGAAGUAGGGCUGACGUUUCAUCUCCUCAAGGACGUGCCAAUGCUGAUAUCGAAGAACAUAGGGAAGAGUUUGGAGGAGGCGUUCACUCCCCUCGGGAUCAGCGACUGGAAUUCGAUAUUCUGGGUGGCGCACCCGGGAGGGCCGGCGAUUCUCGACCAGGUGGAGGCGACAGUGGGGCUGAAGAAGGAGAAGCUGAGGGCCACUCGCGAGAUGCUCAAAGAGUACGGAAACAUGUCAAGCGCAUCUGUGCUCUUCAUAUUGGAUGAGAUGAGGAAGAAGUCGGCGGAGGAAGCCAAGUCCACCACCGGCGAAGGCCUUGACUGGGGCGUCCUCUUCGGCUUCGGCCCCGGCUUGACCGUCGAGACUGUCGUGCUCCGUAGCCUUCCCAUUAAUUAAUUAAAAUUGCCUGAUUAAUUAAAUUAAGCCAUUUCAUGUGAUUAUUUUUUGUAUGGUUCAUAAAUCUAUGUUAUACGUGUUUCAACAAUAAGUGUGAUUGUGAUGGGUAUAAAAUAAAUUAGCUAUUUUGGCAUA